Molecule: messenger RNA, 2175 nt
Organism: Cheilinus undulatus (humphead wrasse)
Lineage: Eukaryota; Metazoa; Chordata; Actinopteri; Labriformes; Labridae
Product: carbohydrate sulfotransferase 12-like
Exons: 7
Coding region: 455-1870 (471 amino acids)
Biological process (GO): carbohydrate biosynthetic process; proteoglycan biosynthetic process
Cellular component (GO): membrane
Molecular function (GO): sulfotransferase activity
Source: RefSeq, a predicted model, not a curated record
UCUUGUUUUCUCAGUGGAAACCCCGUCCUGGCCCGCCUUCAGGUCCUCGGACCUUAUUUUGGAAACCAAUCUUGAAGGCUAUGCUAGGUUUGCGGUUUCAUAGCUUUAAAUCCGGGCUGCAGGCUGUGUGUGAGUGCAGUCUGUAAGACGAUACCCUGUGUGGAGGGGCCAGUGGCUGGUUUCCCCAAAUCUCGCGUGAUUUAACUGCAGCGUGAGCCUAGACCACCACAGUCCCUGUCGUGCCCACCCGGUCCCAUCACUGGUCUCGCAGACAGACAGAGAGGGGGACACCGAGCAGGCGACAAAGGGCUGACCACCCGGAACCAUGGAGCUCAUCUGCCGGCUGCAUCUGAAAAGCAGGAAACGCCUCCUUCCGGCAUAGACAUCCACCAUGGAGCUAAGAUAACCUCUUCCUCUCUUCUUCACCAAUCACCGCUCUGGACCUGGUGUAACCAUGGGAACAUGGCGUGGUCUACGAGUGGCGUUCAUUCUGGGGUCUUUGUUUAUGAUCCUGCUGAUCAUCGUGUACUGGGACGACGUCGGAGGCUUCAACCUCUACCCGCUUCAGGACCCCAAACACGAAUCACUGCAUUCUGACUCUUACCCUCAGGCCACUUCAGGCCCGCCACGCUCUGUGCCCACCAGCAGAGCACACGCCAGUUCUUCAGUUAUCGUCCACACUACUGCCCCCAGUACAACACUGGUUCCUGAGGAGAAAGGAGGAGAAGCUAAGGAACAAACAAAGGAUAAGGGAAAGGAAACACAAGAACAAAGGAAGGAGGAAACAAGGGAAGAUGAGGAGAAGGAGAGGAGUCGCACCGCUGUGGAGGAAAGGGAACAGGAGGCGAGGAAGCAGAGGAUUAUGGAUGUGUGCUCAGGGAAGGAUGCGAUGGAUUUCCCUGGAAGGACUCGAGCAUUUGAGCAGAUCCCAAACAGAGAACUGGAUCACCUUAUAGUAGACGACACUCACCAGAUUAUCUACUGCUACGUUCCCAAGGUAGCAUGCACCAACUGGAAGAGAGUGAUGGUGGUUCUGUCCCAGUCUCUGAUCUCACCGUCUUCAGGAAAACCUUACACUGACCCAGAGGCUGUCCCUCCUGACCUCGUACACAACUCCUCUCUCCACCUCACUUUUGCCAAGAACUCUCCUUGUGGUUCAGGAGUUAUUUACUGGGUUGACUCUUGGAAGAAGAGAGUGGAAACGACAGGCGGGGCUCUGGAUCUGCAGCACAGACAGACCUUUCUCUACCCCUCGGGAGCUGUCUGUGUUUGCUCGUUUUGGCGCCAUUAUGGUUCUCUAUCCCGCCACCUGAUGGCACUCAAGCUCCAGCACUACACCAAGUUUCUGUUUGUACGAGACCCUUUUGUUCGUCUCAUAUCAGCCUUCAGGAACAAGUUUGGAAGGCCAAAUGAAGACUUCUACAGGCAGUUUGGCUCGGUCAUGCUGAGUCGUUAUGGUAAUAUGUCUGGUAGUCUGCCAGAGACAGCAGCUGAGGCGUUUGCAGCAGGAAUCAAACCCACAUUUCAGCAAUUUAUCACAUACUUGCUGGAUCCAGAGACGGAGAAGGAGAGUAUCUUCAACGAACACUGGCGGCAGGUGUAUCGUCUGUGCCAUCCAUGCCAGGUGAAGUACGACUUCAUUGGACGACUGGAAACCCUGGAAUCAGACGCAGAGAACCUGCUAAAACUCCUGGAGGUGGAUCAUCUACUACACUUCCCGUCAGGAGCUCGAAAUCGCACUGCAGCCAGCUGGGAGAGAGACUGGUUUAAACAGAUCCCUUCGUCAAUGAGAAGAGAACUUUACAAACUGUAUGAACCAGACUUUGAGCUGUUUGGAUAUCCUAAACCCGACAGCGUGCUCCACCGGUAGCUGCCAAAGGCCGAGGCGCUGCACCGUGUGUAGAGCCCACUCCUCACCUACCUGUGCACAGCCAGAGUAUGCCUUUGAAAACCGUCUGUGAUGCUGUUUGUUUCGUUUUUGUGCAUACCUCAAAUGACAAAAGUGCCUGCCAGUAUUAUUUAUGUUUGUCAUCAUUACAUAUCUGAAGCACAUCACAACUGCUUAUGGUUCCCCAGUUAGUUUUCCCCAUGUCAAAGCACUUUGAAUAGUAUUUUUAAGAGUCAUAGGGAAAAGACUGGGGCGAGCUGUUGGCUCACAUUUCUGGAGGAAUGAUG